UAAAUUCUCGCCAUACUGUACCCUCAAGGCUGUUGAAGCAGUCGGUUGGAAGGAGGGGUGAUUUGAAACCUCGUUUUAGACUGUUUGGAGAAUAAUAACUACAGAAUUUGUUUCCGUUUUUUAAAUAAUAUUCCCCCACGAGUCCCUGGCUGAGCACACAGUACACGUGAGCCGAUUGUUCUCACAACAUCGAUGACGUAACUAAACUUCCCAGCAAAUGCCGUCGAACAUCACAUGUCAGUGUAGCUUGAACUAGCUUAUCACUUGCAGUCGGUAAAAAAUGAAUUUUGAAACACGAGAUAGUGUUCUUUCCUUAACGCGAAAUGUUUGCCAUGUAUUAGAUUACUACACAUUUAGACGGAAUUUGUGAAGAAUUCGUGAAGGACCGUCGCAUUAGCCUAACUAGUGCUAACCAGCCAAGGUGUGUUAAACUAGCUGUCAAAUGGCAAGUAAAAUCAAGUGUGGGUCAACUUAGUUUUGGGGUAACGAAAGAGAAGAUGUCUCCUGUUGCCUGCCUGCUGGUCCUGCUCGCUGUGUCUCAGCUGACUCAGGCCCAGGCCCAGGCCCAGACAAAGAUCUCUCUGCUGGAUCUCACCACCAGCAUUGGGAGCAUCCUCCCCAGCCUCAGCCGGCCUGCCAACUCCAGCCGCAUCUUCUACGGGGUGAUGUUCGACGCAGGGAGCACGGGAACUCGCAUCCACGUUUACACCUUCAUUCAGAAAGACCCUGAGGAGUUGCCUGUUUUGGACAAUGAAAUGUUCCAUUCCAUAAAGCCUGGUCUGUCAGCAUAUGCUGACAUGCCUGAGAUGGGAGGCCACACAGUCAGGAUGAUGCUGAAGGUGGCUAAGAAGACGAUUCCUCGCCUGGAGUGGAAGAGAACGCCUGUGGUGCUCAGGGCCACAGCAGGACUCCGCCUGCUGCCUGCAGGGAAGGCCCAGGCUCUGCUGGAACAGGUCCGAGACGUUUUUGAUGAAUCUCCUUUUCUCAUCCCAGACGACAGCGUCAGCAUAAUGAACGGCACAAAUGAAGGAAUCUUGGCCUGGGUAACGCUGAACUUUUUAACUGGUCACUUGCAUGCUCAGACCAAGAAGACAGUGGGGAUUCUGGAUUUGGGAGGAGGAUCAACUCAAAUAACGUUCCUUCCCAAAUCUCAGAAAACCAUUCAAAGUGCCCCUGCUGACUACAUUGUCAGAUUUGACAUGUUUAACAGUACCUAUGAGCUGUACACCCACAGCUACCUAGGAAACGGACUGAUGGCUGCACGAUUGGCCACCUUGGGAGCUCUAGGGGCUGAAGGGUUGGAGUGGAGGGUCUUCAAGAGCUCCUGUCUGCCUAAGAAGUUCAGCGAUGAGUGGAGUUUCGGAGGGCUGACCUACAGCAUCAGUGGGAUCCCUGAUGGUUUCUCAGGGUACAAGCUGUGCUACCAGGAGGUUCUGAAGGUUGUGAGAGGGGUUGUGCUUCAGCCGUACGAGCUGAAGGACAGCUCCGUCUUCUACGCCUUCUCCUACUACUUCGACAGAGCCGUCGACGCAGGCCUCAUCGACGGGUCUCAAGGAGGGAAGCUGGAAGUCAGAGACUUCAAGAAGAGAGCUAAAGAGGUGUGUAACAAGAUGUCGAAGCACCAUUCCGCCAGCCCCUUCCUCUGCAUGGACUUGACCUACAUCACCUGCCUGCUCAAGGACGGCUUUGGCUUCAAGGAAAACACAGUUCUGCAGCUCACCAAGAAGGUGAACAAUGUGGAGACGAGCUGGGCUCUAGGAGCCACGUUCCACCACUUCCAGAACCUGAAGAUCCACUGAGGGAGCAGAACACACGGGGAACACCAGGGAUCUACCUGACGCGUACAGUGAGAUCCCAGAUCUCCCUCACCUGACUAGCCAAUAGGAGCUGGGAUGGAAAGGUGCAUCGUAGAAAACCCCAGGGAGUGUCUUUAAUUUCUUUCAGCGAUGACUUUGAAAGAUUUCAACUGUGUAUCUUUAUAUCUGAGUUUGCCUUCCUUGAUUUAAUUUUGUCUGAUUUUUGGGGUGAAUUUACUAAAGUGACGUCUCAGUGGCUGGUACCAUAGUCAAGUUACUGUAUCUCAGUUCUCAGUAGCUACUGACCUUGUGGAAGUUCAACACCUACCUUACAUAAAACGCAAGUGAAACACUGACAACUGAUCAAA
This is a messenger RNA of Hypomesus transpacificus, 2164 nucleotides long. Its product is annotated as ectonucleoside triphosphate diphosphohydrolase 5-like. Gene Ontology annotation, biological process: nucleoside diphosphate catabolic process. The coding region runs from base 498 to 1799 and encodes 433 amino acids. The transcript has 14 exons. Gene Ontology annotation, molecular function: UDP phosphatase activity; GDP phosphatase activity. Gene Ontology annotation, cellular component: membrane. The record is from RefSeq and is a predicted model, not a curated record. NCBI's taxonomy places the organism in Eukaryota, Metazoa, Chordata, Actinopteri, Osmeriformes, Osmeridae.